AUGAAUGUCAGGGUGGAUCUGCGCCUAACGGGCCGUAGCCGAGAUGGCCAAGAUGGCCAAGAUGGCCAAGCCAUGGCCGAUGCUGGGCCUCGUGCGUGGCCACAGCCUGUCUGGACCGAACUAUCCCGUCUUGGCAGGCCCCGCCUACGCAGUCUGGUGGAGUGUUGUGUCGACACCAUGACAACAGCGCCGGAUAAUGUUGAUUUGCAGACGCGUCAGAUCAAAAUCAUGGCAGAGCUCUUCCAGCAAGCUGGUCAGACAGCAGCAUUGGACAGGAUGCUCUUGCAAGAGUGUCUCAAUCGCCUAGCAGCAGCCAUGCAGAAUCAUCAACAAACUGCCGAGCUACACGCCCAAAGCUGCUGUGCUCUGCAUGUUAUGGCCUCGACCUUGGGCGCCAGUCUCACAGGGCUCCAUUUUGGAGAUGUUGUGAGUCAGGUCGUGGAGGCGAUGGAGACAGAAUAUCCGUCCUACGUGCAGAGAUGGUCCGCUCGGGCCCUGAGCAAACUCAGCCCCAUGCUGGACCCGGCUGCGCGUGAGCGCGCCGAAGGCGCUUUGCGUCAGCUCACGGCUCCGAUGCCGGUGGCCUUCCAAUCUUUACAGCGAGCUCUUUCCUCUCAAGGCUUGCGGGCUCCCCCGUGGUCCGUAGCACCUCGAACCCGGCGCUCCCCAGAGCCUCCCUCACCCUCGGGUCUGCAGUCACAUCAGCCCGACCUCCAGCCACGCAGAGACGGCCGCAGGAACUCGAUCGCUGCAUCCGUCGGCAGACUCCUGGGUCUUCGUCUACAAGACGCACCAGAAGGGAUACAGGUUUGCCUCGCCUGUAACAAGAUUUUCGAGGGACUCACAAGUACAAGAAGCGAAGUGAGUGCAGAGUGGCUGACAACGAUUCGCCAGAUUUGCGAUGAAGCGCAGCAGGAUUCACAACAGUCGGAUGUAUGGAAGAUGAGUGUCUUUGGGCUUAUGCCGGCAGAAGCAAUAAAACACUUUCUUCUUCGUGACGACCACAAAAGGUGGAAGAUAAUUGAAGCACACACAGAACACUUUCUCGAUCUUCUGGACGAGCCGGGGACACGAGUCGCCCUUCCAACAGCCCCGCCGCCAGAUACGUCUGAACGGGUGACGCCACCGUUUUCACAUCCCCAUCCGGACCCGGACCGUAAAUGGAGAUCUUUGCGGCCAGUGGUUUUGGAUCAGUCCAUUCGGGAGCCUGCAACGAACACACCUUUUGGGCACACUGGCUACAUGAAAUAUUUGACACUGCGAAUCAUUCGAAAGAUGAAGUUCAACGACAUUGCCAUCACUGGUCAAUAUUACGGGGAGAAGUACACGCCAGAAACGCAAGUGCUCGAAUGGAUCAAAUAUAUGGAUCAAACAAAAUGGGAGAGAGACCGUAACGGCGAGUUGGUCGAAGAUCCAAUGCGUGGUCUGGUAGCAAUGUUCGCACCGGGUGAGCAUGACAGAAAAGCGGGCAUCCAGAGCAUCAAAGACUUCAAGAUUCCGAAUGCUUUCUUGGAUCUGGCCUUCAAAGCCAGUGUUCGCUUCAAAGAUGCAGACUUCGUAAAGUCUGUGAUAGAUGCUGUGGAAGAGCUGGACGAAAUCUAUUCUGGGUGGGGCUGGCAAGCAGAAUGGCGCAGUGAGGAUGCCCACAUCAACAACAAGUUUGCCCGUGGUGAGAUUUCUAUCAACUUAGUGGACCUCAUGGAGUAUUUGAAUCUCAGAGGCGACGGGACCAUGGAGAAGCAGAAGAUGGAGGAUGUGGAGAAAGCUUUCCAAACUUGGAAAGAGAAUGAAGCAUUCCAGCGCCGUGUUGUGGCCAUCUUGGUGGAGGAAGGCCGAGGCGUGGCGGACUAUGAGGAUUAUGGCAUGUUGGUGAGUUGGAUUCGCGGGUCCUUUCCAGUUACAGACAAGUACCGAAUCCUGGUUCACGCCCAUGCUGGAACCAACAACCAUCAGGACGUGGCGAGCCUCAAAGCCGUGAAGCACGGUGCAAACGGGAUUUGGGCAGCUCUGAUCCCUCAGGCGGCCCAGGCGGGCCACAACUCCAGCCUCGUGUUCUUGGACUACCUCCUCCACCACGGCAACGAACACGUCCUGAGCGACUUCUGGCUAUACCAAGCGCUGGAAUGCGCACGUCACAUCUAUUACCUGAACUUCAAUACGCACGAUAUUCCCGACGACUGCCCAAUCUGGGGUGAGCGCGUCAGCAAAGAAACCCACAGCGCCUUCAACGUUCUGCAGGGCGAGACGUGGCGAAGAAGGACCGCCGAUUACUAUGAUUAUUGGGGAGCUGAGGCGAAGAAGGAAAUCAACGAGCUGCCGGAGAAGGUACGCGACGUCCCAAGCGAAGGUGAGGGCCGCGGAAGGUAUCGCAUCUCACCGCUCGUUUCGGAUACCCAGACCUGGGUGAAUCGGAUGGUCGAGGCGAAAGCAGUCGCACCCGACGAGACAGUGAAUGACUACGUGGAUAUGGUGAAAGCACUCGGGUUUGCGUUGAUGAAUGCCGGCAUCCGUGUCAACUUGAACAGGGAAGAGAGCCUCAAAAAGCUGGUCGAUAUCGCCAGAGAGGCCCAGAGGAACAGGCAAAGGACGCGCUGCAAUUGCCGACGAUAUGACGCCCAUGAGCGAAACGAAAGGAUGAGCAGAGAAGGAGGUUGCACGUGCCUCUCUCCCAGCUACCUGAAGGCCGAGCAGCACCAGGGCAGCUGCGAGUAG
Symbiodinium natans is the source of this 2712-nucleotide messenger RNA. NCBI's taxonomy places the organism in Eukaryota, Dinophyceae, Suessiales, Symbiodiniaceae. The record is from the annotation of a GenBank genome assembly.